AUGGCAGAAGCUGUCAAGAGCGGCAUCAGCAAUCUGAUGGAUACACUGCACCUCACAUCGAAGGAGAAAAAAGGUGUUGCCCCUUCAGAACCAUCAGAGCAAGAUCUCAACUCUUUGAGGGAGAAGUAUGGCAGAGCAAAGCAGGACCAGGUUUUUGCUUUCUAUGACCAGCUAAGUGUUGCGGAAAAAGCCUCGCUUUACGAUCAGCUCCUGCGAUUCGAUCCUGACCGAAUUAACCACCUCGCCGAUGUUGCCCUCCACCCCCCCAAAAGCUCCGAUGACAAGGGCGAACCAUCGAUAGAACCUUUGCCAGAGUCAGCCACAGCAUCAGUACUUGACUCGAAUCCUGAAGAUAUCCAGAAAUGGUAUCAAUCCGGUCUGGAGCAUAUUGCCAACAACAAGGUUGCCGUGGUGUUGAUGGCAGGCGGUCAAGGCACAAGGCUGGGAAGCUCCGCACCGAAAGGGUGCUUUGAUAUUGGGCUACCAAGUCACAAGUCUCUUUUCCAGCUGCAGGGAGAGCGUAUAUGGAAGAUCCAACAACUGGCACGUAAAGAGUUCGAGAAGGAAGAGGUCGUCGUGCCUUGGUACGUGAUGACCAGUGGUCCAACAAGGGCCCCUACGGAGAAGUUCUUUGAAGAACACAACUACUUUGGUUUGCAAAAAGAGAAUGUCUACAUCUUCGAGCAGGGAGUGCUGCCAUGCAUCUCGAACGAUGGCAAGAUUUUAAUGGAGGGCAAGUCGAAGGUGGCCGUUGCACCCGACGGUAAUGGCGGUCUCUAUCAAGCUCUUCUGACUUCCAACGCCCGUACGGACAUGAGGAAGCGAGGAAUCGAGCACGUUCAUGCCUACUGUGUGGACAACUGCUUGGUCAAGGUUGCCGAUCCAGUGUUCAUCGGUUUCGCAGCAUCCAAGAACGUUGACAUCGCUACGAAAGUGGUCAGGAAACGAAAUGCCACCGAGCCUGUUGGUCUAAUUCUGCUGAAAAAUGGCAAGCCGGAUGUGGUCGAAUAUUCAGAAAUCAGCAAAGAUGUUGCCGAAGCAACGGAUCCUAAGCAUCCCGAUGUGCUGAAAUUUCGAGCUGCCAACAUCGUCAAUCACUACUACUCGUUUCGAUUUCUUGAGACCAUUGAGGACUGGUCACAGAAGCUGCCACAUCACGUUGCGCGCAAGAAGAUUCCCCACGUGGAUACCCAAAGUGGCGAGACGAUCAAGCCGGAAAAGCCUAAUGGAAUUAAACUUGAGCAAUUCGUCUUUGAUGUUUUCCCAUUCCUCUCGCUGGAGCAGUUUGCCUCGUUUGAGGUUGACCGAAAGGACGAGUUUUCACCACUGAAAAACGCUAGAGGAACCGGGGAAGACGAUCCUGAUACAAGCAGAAAGGACAUCUUGGACCAAGGGACACAGUGGGUCAAAGCUGCGGGUGCUACAGUCAUCAGCGACAGUGGCACAGAAGCGGAAGUUGAAGUUUCUCCACUGAUCAGCUACGGCCGAGAAGGGCUACAAUAUCUCAAAGGCCGUGAGAUCAAAUCUACUGCUGUCAUCGAGAAGGACCCUGAGAGAUGA
Molecule: messenger RNA, 1560 nt
Organism: Endocarpon pusillum Z07020
Lineage: Eukaryota; Fungi; Ascomycota; Eurotiomycetes; Verrucariales; Verrucariaceae
Exons: 3
Coding region: 1-1560 (519 amino acids)
Biological process (GO): UDP-N-acetylglucosamine biosynthetic process
Molecular function (GO): UDP-N-acetylglucosamine diphosphorylase activity
Source: RefSeq, a predicted model, not a curated record